UGUCUGAAGAUGCCUGAGCCGGCUAAGUCUGCCCCUGCCCCGAAGAAGGGCUCCAAAAAGGCCGUAACCAAAGCCCAGAAGAAAGAUGGCAAGAAGCGCAAGCGGAACCGCAAAGAGAGUUACUCUAUCUAUGUGUAUAAGGUUUUAAAGCAGGUCCACCCGGACACUGGUAUCUCAUCCAAAGCCAUGGGCAUCAUGAACUCGUUCGUCAACGACAUCUUCGAGCGCAUCGCUGGUGAGGCUUCCCGCCUGGCCCAUUACAACAAACGCUCGACCAUCACGUCCCGGGAGAUCCAGACGGCCGUGCGCCUGCUGCUUCCCGGGGAGCUGGCCAAGCAUGCCGUGUCUGAGGGCACCAAGGCCGUCACCAAAUACACCAGCUCCAAGUAGGUUCCCUCAGAAGAUUCCUGAGUUAAAAAAAUCAAAAGGCUCUUUUAAGAGCCACAUAUUUUCA
Molecule: messenger RNA, 454 nt
Organism: Gracilinanus agilis (Agile Gracile Mouse Opossum)
Lineage: Eukaryota; Metazoa; Chordata; Mammalia; Didelphimorphia; Didelphidae
Product: histone H2B type 2-E-like
Exons: 1
Coding region: 10-390 (126 amino acids)
Cellular component (GO): nucleosome
Molecular function (GO): protein heterodimerization activity; DNA binding; structural constituent of chromatin
Source: RefSeq, a predicted model, not a curated record